Messenger RNA from Linum tenue, 2403 nucleotides. The record is from the annotation of a GenBank genome assembly. Lineage: Eukaryota; Viridiplantae; Streptophyta; Magnoliopsida; Malpighiales; Linaceae.
ACAAUACAAGGCCAUCCAGAACAAAUUCGGAAUCCGCAUUCUGCAUAAACUUUGUUUACACUCUAUAGUACUCUCCCCUCGCAAAAUCUCGGUCCAACGAUCUGCAAAUAAUGGAUCUUCUCCAAGCUUCCUACAAUGAUGGUGAAGGAAUGGAAGAGCGCGCCGACGGCGGCAGUGGCGGCGGGGAGCUCGAAAACCCUAGCUCUUCCCCGGACUCUUCUCCGCCGCGUCUCCUACCUGCGAAAUCCGCCGCUCCGAGGGUCGACGACACCACGCUUGCCCUAACCGUGGCGCAGAACAAUCUAACCAAGUCAAGGCCGAUCGACCCAAACCAACACCUCGUCGCUUUCAACCCUACCUACGACCAGCUCUGGACUCCCAUCUACGGCCCGGCUCAUCCAUACGCCAAGGACGGGCUCGCGCAAGGGAAUCGGAAUCACAAGCUAGGGUUUGUGGAAGACGCCAACAUCGAUUCUUUUGUAUUCGACGAACAGAUCUACACUUUUCAGAAGUAUGGGUUCGCGGCGGAUCCCUCAGGAACUGAAAUCGUCGGGGAUUUGAAUGCUCUGUCGAAGAAUGGUGGCAAUACGGUGUUUAGUGCCCCGCAGCAGGAGCAGAAGAGGCGCAGGAUCGAGGCGAAGAAAGAGGAUGAAGACGAGGAUCUGGAGAACGUGGAUAAGGAAGAGGUUGAGAAUCCGGCGACGGAUACCUGGUUGUUGAAGAACAAGAAGAGCCCAUGGGCAGGAAAGAAGGAAGGAUUGCAAGGGGAGUUGACGGAGGAGCAGAAGAAGUACGCCGAGGAGCACGCUAAGAAGAAGGAAGAGAAGGGCGCUAGUCAGGAUAAGGGCGAGGCUGUUGUUGAGAAAACAACGUUCCAUGGGAAGGAAGAGAAGGAUUAUCAAGGGAGGUCGUGGAUUGCCCCGCCCAAGGACGCUAAAGCUACGAAUGAUCAUUGUUACAUACCCAAGCGGCUGGUGCAUACUUGGAGUGGGCACACGAAGGGUGUUUCCGCCAUCAGAUUCUUCCCCAAGUCCGGGCAUUUGAUUCUUUCGGCCGGGAUGGACACGAAGGUGAAGAUCUGGGAUGUGUUCAAUUCGGGUAAGUGUAUGAGAACUUACAUGGGUCAUUCUAAGGCAGUUAGAGAUAUAUGUUUCACGAAUGAUGGGACUAAGUUCUUGUCCGCUGGGUAUGAUAAGAACAUUAAGUAUUGGGAUACUGAGACCGGUCAGGUUAUUUCAACCUUUUCAACCGGGAAGGUCCCUUAUGUCGUUAAGUUGAAUCCUGAUGAAGAUAAGCAGAACAUAUUGUUGGCCGGGAUGAGCGAUAAGAAGAUAGUGCAGUGGGAUAUGAAUAGUGGCCAGAUUACUCAGGAGUAUGAUCAACAUUUGGGGGCAGUGAACACCAUCACUUUUGUGGAUAACAACAGGAGAUUCGUCACUUCAAGUGACGACAAAUCGCUUCGUGUUUGGGAGUUCGGGAUACCCGUUGUGAUUAAGUAUAUCAGCGAGCCUCACAUGCAUUCCAUGCCCUCGAUAUCUGUUCAUCCCAAUUCGAAUUGGCUAGCAGCACAGAGUUUGGAUAACCAGAUCCUUAUUUACAGCACCAGGGAAAGGUUUCAGUUGAAUAAGAAGAAGAGGUUUGCAGGACACAUUGUAUCUGGAUAUGCCUGCCAGGUCAACUUCUCUCCCGAUGGGCGGUUCGUCAUGUCUGGAGAUGGUGAGGGUAGGUGCUGGUUCUGGGACUGGAAGAGCUGCAAAGUUUUCAGGACCUUAAAGUGUCAUGAACAAGUGUGUAUUGGGGUUGAAUGGCAUCCAUUGGAGCAAAGUAAAGUGGCUACCUGCAGUUGGGAUGGCCUGAUUAAGUAUUGGGGACUAGUUCUGACCAUGGCCGUAUUUGCAUAUGGAAAGAGGAGAUCACACUGGAAACAGGACCGCCAUAUGCAUCAAUCACUGCAGGUGCAUUUACAGACUUCCAAUUGUAUGACAUGGGGAACGUGGAAAGGUGAUGAACUGAGUUGUGGAUGAGAUGGAUCUUUCACCUUCCUGCUAUUUAGUUCCCAACUGAAGUGAUUAGAAACGUCUGUACACCGAUGAAGUUAAGAUGUAUAAACAAGUUUCGAAGGUGUUUUUGCCCCGAGGGUUUCUCACCCAGUUCUCCCUUGUAUUGUAUUCUAACUUCUUGUGCUUUUAUCAUGAUCCUUGGAUUAUGCUCACUGUUUCCUUCCUUGGCCCUUCUAGAUCCGAGAGGUGAUCCCCACUUUGCUACUUGGUCGAUUUUUUUUUUUUUAAUAAUUACUUUGUCGAUGUUGGAGUUGAACAUAGCAUAUGUCCGAUGAGUCUGCCCGGAUACCAUCAUUUCAUAUUAGCAGUAGACUUGUCAAUUGUCAUCGUUAAGUGAGUUCGA